CGCGCGUACGCACGUAGACCGCCGAUGAAGUGCUUUUUGCUGCCGGCAGUAGAGUCAAGUGCUGUCCCCGUGCAUGCGCCUGUCGUUGGUCUCCUAACCCCUUAGACAGCAAAUAUUGUCUGGAUAAAAUAAAUCCUGGUGGUGACUGGACAUCUAAAGAAAAAGAAAGGCGUGAAAACGGGACAUCUGUCCAAGCAGUAAAGAAACAGCGGGGCACGCAGACUGGGAGUGAGUGACAAGAUGGCAGAUGCAGACUUGGACUUCCAGACUGGCGAUGCAGGUGCUUCUGUCACUUUCCCUGUGCAGUGCUCUGCCCUCCGCAAAAAUGGCUUUGUAGUUCUUAAGGGUCGUCCCUGUAAGAUUGUUGAGAUGUCCACUUCUAAAACUGGCAAGCAUGGUCAUGCUAAGGUACACCUUGUUGGAAUUGAUAUAUUCACUGGAAAAAAAUAUGAAGAUAUUUGUCCCUCAACCCAUAACAUGGAUGUACCUAAUAUCAAGAGAAAUGACUAUCAGCUGAUUGGCAUCCAGGAUGGUUACUUGUCUCUACUUCAAGACAGUGGAGAAGUGCGUGAAGAUCUUAAGCUGCCUGAGGGGGAACUGGGAAAAGAAAUGGAAGGCAAAUUUGAAGCUGGAGAAGAGAUUUUGAUCACUGUUCUCUCUGCUAUGAAUGAAGAAGCAGCCGUUGCAAUCAAGGCUAUGGCAAAAUAAAUCUUGCAGGGAUCGACCAAGAAAUGAGUGGACCUGAAUGAGAAGACAAUACUCUAAAGCAGCAAUCUCUCAUUCUUUGUUAGUCCUGCACAUGUGCACCUUUUGGGUGACAAAAUUAUAUAACAAACACUUGCACACCAAGGAAGUGCAAAUACUUUAUCUUAUUCAUUUGCAACAAAUUGAAGAAUCAAUGGGAAGAAUUGGCCGAGAAAAAUGGAAACCACCAUGUUGGCUGCAGCAAUGUCUAUGUUUAGCAAUCUUUGCAGAACACUGCUGAAGCCAUAAUGGUGAAAAUAUUUGCUAGAGUUUUCUUUCAGAUGCAGCUUUUAAUAUCUAACAAUUUCCGCUGCUUUAUUAAUUGUUUAAAUACAAAAGAGUGAAGAUUCUGGCUGCUAAAAGAAGAAUUAAAACAUCAGGACUCUGAAUUUGGUUAACCCAGUAUAGCAAGAAGUUAUAAAAGUAGCAUUACUUUUAAUGCAGUUUUGUUUCCUUUAUUUUUAAAGCAGCUAGUGCAGGGUGAUCUAUUUUUUUAAAAGAUCAAUCUAUAUUAUUCAGGUCUUUUGCUUAGAUUAAGGGGAAGAAUAAAGAUUUCAUUGACUGCCAUGGACUACUGAGACCAGACAUUAAAGCUUUUAAACAUCACCCCUUAUUUAUUGAAAUAAAAGAAGAUUAAAGUCAUUGGUAUAUGACUGACACUUUGGCCUAACAUUACCUUUAACGUAAUCAGGAUGUUUCAUAGAGAGCUGAUCAGCCACACAGACCUCCUUCCUUUCCUCUCUCCAAUUAUGGAACAACUGAUGGUACCUGUACAUCAUUUAGCCAAGAUAGAUUACACUGAUUUUUAUUUAUUUUUUUCCAGACUGUUUCAAGCUGAAUUCUCACUUUAUCUUCCUGGCACAUACCCAUUCUGAAAGUUUAGAGUUUAACAACAGUGUCUCACUCUCGGCUUAAUCUGACUUUCAGUGUUUACAUUAGUCACUGGUAGUAGCUUUUGUAAGAGACUUGAAUGCUUUGUGCUCACUGUAUGCAAGUAUUGAUAAUGAUAAAAGAGAGCAUACCAAGCUGAAAUAUUAUACGUAUAUAUACAGUAUAUGUGUGUAUGUAGUAAAAUAGCCAUCAAUCAGUAACCUCAUACAAUAAAAAAUAUUCAGAAAAAUUGUGAUGACCAUUGUAUUUUUACAUGUAGUGCAUCAUGCAUGUUCCUUCUCGAGAGUUGCAUUAGGCUUAUGUGUAUUCUAUAUAUCAUCUGAGUAAUAUAUUCUUGUGAUCAACAGUUUUAAAGAUUUAAAGUCUGUUUACACAGUAAAGCACUGCCGGACAUCAAAAAUUCACAUUGCAUUAAAAACAAAUUCCUCCAUAUAUUUUGACACUAACUGUGCUCCGAUAUAUAGCCCAAAUUGAGUAUGUGGGCUGUGGAUGGAGUUGGGCUCUUGCAUACUCCACACAUGUGCCUCACGAUACAUAAUAUCACAGAUCACUUUCUCUAAAACAAGCAGGAAUAUAUAAUUGUAGGUUACAGCCCUGUAAUAGUCUUUUGAGUCUACAAUAUGUCUCCACUAAGUCAGAUCUGACCCAAAUGCUUAGAAGUCGCUGUUAAUAAAAGGCUAACUUCUAUUUUGCAUUGAAAGAUUUCGGUACUUCUCAUCUAAGCAUAUUUGAUUUUAUUUGAUUGGUCAGCCAAGUGUAUCUGUACAUAAAACAUGCACAGAAGAACAGUGCAAGCAGGUGUCUGAGCAUAAUAUGAAUUAUCCAGGAUAAUAUAAAGCACUGGGCUGAUAACAUCAGCUUCUGAUACUAAAACAAAGGUGCCUAGUGUAUGCACUAAUGUACAACUGCUAGGCCUUUUGGAAAUUAUGCAAGACUUGUUAAUUAAAAAAUUAUCAAUAGCUCCAAUGGUUUUACUGAAAGCAAAAUGUUUUCUGGAGAUGUGUUCUUCUUUUGGUAUUCUCAUGUUUAAUCUGGGAUUGAAUUAAACUACCUUGGAAAUGGACAUAGAGGGAGGGCCCAGUCCUUUCACAUCAAGGGCGGUGUUGCACAUUACAGGUGCAAGACAUGGCUAGUAAGACUUAAAUAUCAGAAAAACCAGGGGCAUUACAGGGGGUACCGGAAAUAACUAAGCAUAUACAGGCAUCUGUAAUCUUGUCAGGAUUUUAGCAAACCCUGGAAUUCACUAAACUAGUGAUUUCAGAAAUAUAUUUAAUUUCAAUAACUGGUCUUAUUUAUGCAAUGCUCUUAAAUGGUGCUUUUCACAUUUUUAAAUAUUACUAAGGUACUAUACCCGCAAGUGUUUUAUCGUCACACCUUAUAGGAAACUGUAUAUUUUUCACUAUCUGUAACAAUUUUUUUUAGCUAAUAGGUGAUGUGCCAUGCCACUCAGUAAUCUGAAGGACUGCUUUUCCAGUAAACCUGAAAAUUUUCUCUUAAUAUACAACUCUUAAUUUAACAUGAAAUGAAUAAUUAAAUUUAUACUUGAUUAGGCCUUUAUGAAACACCCUGUAUGAUCAGCAAGACAAACAGCUAUUAAUAUUUUUACAUGGAAGAAGCCAAUCAAUAUAGUGUACAUUAAAUUGGUUGUUUUGUUUAAGGGUCUACAUUUCAAUUUUGGUUUGGGGGUGGGGGUUAUGAGCAGCGUACAAUGUGUAAGUUGAUGAAAACUUUCUACUUUUGUUUGACAAAAUGACCUGUACUUCUGAAUCCCCAGACCUUAAUAAAAAAUCUCUAUGGAGACAUUA
This is a messenger RNA of Polypterus senegalus (gray bichir), 3440 nucleotides long. RefSeq names its product eukaryotic translation initiation factor 5A-1. Lineage: Eukaryota; Metazoa; Chordata; Cladistia; Polypteriformes; Polypteridae. The coding region runs from base 241 to 708 and encodes 155 amino acids. Gene Ontology annotation, biological process: positive regulation of translational elongation; positive regulation of translational termination. The transcript is spliced from 6 exons. Gene Ontology annotation, molecular function: RNA binding; translation elongation factor activity; ribosome binding. The record is from RefSeq and is a predicted model, not a curated record.